Messenger RNA from Belonocnema kinseyi, 1379 nucleotides. RefSeq names its product protein unc-119 homolog B (gene unc-119). Lineage: Eukaryota; Metazoa; Arthropoda; Insecta; Hymenoptera; Cynipidae. Bases 255 to 1010 code for a protein of 251 amino acids. Gene Ontology annotation, molecular function: lipid binding. The record is from RefSeq and is a predicted model, not a curated record. The transcript has 6 exons. Gene Ontology annotation, biological process: lipoprotein transport; nervous system development; cilium assembly. Gene Ontology annotation, cellular component: cilium.
UUCUAUUUCUAACGUUACUACAACCAUCUAAAAGUGAAUCAUUAGAUUGAAUUCCUCUCGCGUAAUUUCGGAGCACUGAAUUGACAACUCGAAUAUUCACAUUAGUGGCAAACAUUUUCCUGGUGAAUCGAGCAGAAAUAUUUUGAGGUUAUGUUAUCCCGGCUAUCCGACGGUCCGCGAUAUAAAGGCUUUUUCACUCUCUGGUGAAAAAGAGUGCAAUCUCAACAACAAAAAAUCACUAGGAACUCUCAGCGAUGAUUCGUCCAAUUGUGAAUUUUUCACGAGUGAAAGUUCAGAAAAGGCAAUUUUGUAAAAAUAUAGUGACAAUAAUGAGUGUCGUGAGAGAAAAGGGCAACGAUAAUGAAUCGCUCAAUACAAGUGAAGAAGAGAAAGACAAUGCCAACGGAAAUGUUGAAAAAAUUUACAUUUCACCUGACAUGGUUCUUCGACUUCCAACUAUCACUGACAAAUACUUGUGUUGUCCAGAAGCAAAUACCUAUGAAAUAGACUUUACUCGAUUUCAAAUUCGAGAUCUUGAAACAGAAACAGUAUUAUUCGAAAUUGCAAAGCCUCAAGUUAGUGCAGAAGAACGCGAAGAACCUCGCAAGGAACCACAACACGAGGAAACUGGUCGUUUAGAUCCAAACGCUGGACGAUUUGUUCGAUAUCAAUUUACACCUCAAUUUCUCAAAUUAAAAACUGUCGGUGCUACAGUAGAAUUUUUAGUUGGAAAUCAACCAGUUAAUAAUCUAAGAAUGAUAGAGCGACACUUUUUCCGCGAUAGACUGCUGAAAACUUUCGAUUUCGAAUUUGGAUUUUGCAUACCUAACAGCAAAAAUACUUGCGAGCAUAUCUACGAAUUUCCUACACUCUCCACCGAUUUGGUUGCAGAAAUGAUCGCGAAUCCCUUCGAAACAAGAUCGGAUUCAUUUUAUUUUGUGGAUAAUCGACUAAUAAUGCAUAAUAAAGCAGAUUAUGCCUACAAUGGAGGAAUCGAGAAACUGGACUAAAUGUCUCAAGGCUAGACAAUUUUCAUUCUCAUUCUAUUCUUAAUUUUUCGGGAUGAAAUAACCGGAAGAUCUCAAUUUUUCACUGAACGCCUUUCAAUCCUAUCUAUACCUCACAAAUAUCAAUUUCGUCCGCACCACGAUAAUUUAACAUUUUUUUAAGCGAGGAUUUGAAUUUUGCAAUUUAUAAUAUUUUGAUACUAAUUUUUUCAAGCUGAAUGCAUUUUUACUCUACGCGUAUGUGAUGUCUGUACAAAAAAAAAAAAUAGUUUUGGUAGAUAUCAUAAAAUAAGCUUAGGCUAUCAUUAAAUUUGCACAUUCUAUUUAAUUUUGUUUUCUUUCACGAAAGCAAAGAUACUCUGUUAAAUCACC